CAAAACUUCUCCUUCGACAACCACCACGUUUACUACUAUUCCACACUCAACUCGACUAUACUACAACAACUUUACCAACACACCCUUCAUUGAUAUUUAUUGUUGAUCGAACCUUAACCUCGACUUCUACUUUAUCAUUUCAACCAACCAACUACUCAACCUUACAUUUCUACCAAUCAUCCCCUAUCUACAACCAUGCCUUCCUUCUCAUCUACCUUCUCCUCCAUCUUCAAGUCCUCCAAGAAGAGGAAUCCUACCAACAAGAACUCCUCCGAUAUUGUGGAGAUGUCAUCCACAUCUAAGUCUUCUAAUAAGAAGAUCGCUACUACCGCUGCCAGUACCGCCAAGAAUAUCAACAACGUAAAUAAUAAUACCAACAAAAGCGACAAUAAGAUCGCCAAAGACAGCUACAACAACAUGAAAAAUAAGACUUUCAACAUGGCCGAUAAGAGCCCUAACAACAACUAUUACAAUAAUAGAAUCUCCGCCACCACUACUACAAACGCUACCAACAACAAAAACAACAUCAGCAACGACUACAAUAAAACUGAUAGCAAUAUCGCCACCAACGAUACCGAGCCAGUCGACCUCGGCAUACCCCGCAGAGGCCAAUACAUCACCCGGGAUGGCAUCGACGUCGUGGCAGUCCUUGAGACUUGGUAUCAAAUCUACACCGGAUGGCAGAUCGUCUCCGCUGAGUUGGAGAGAAAGGAGAAGAUAUGCCAACGUCGUCGGUGAUAAACGGGGUUACCCGACAACACAGACAGCAGUCGAGGAGUUGAUUGGAUUAUCUUAUGUAUGGGAAUGCUAUUCAUCUAGUGUAGUAGGGAUUCCUGUAGGUUUUCGUCCCUAUGAGGGUUUUCCUACAGGCUUUGAUACCCAUCCCGAAGGCAGUAUGGUAUGUGGUAUA
Molecule: messenger RNA, 910 nt
Organism: Aspergillus neoniger CBS 115656
Lineage: Eukaryota; Fungi; Ascomycota; Eurotiomycetes; Eurotiales; Aspergillaceae
Exons: 3
Coding region: 196-738 (180 amino acids)
Source: RefSeq, a predicted model, not a curated record